CAAUCAGUUGCUGCUUCGGCGAACGAUUUCCUGCGUAGGUUUGUACCCAUCAUUUGCUGGGUUUGCUUUCUGAAAAAUAACAGAUUCGGCCACGGGCAAUGAAGAUUUUGCCCUUGAUUCCAUGCUCUGUGUCUCAAAUUUAAGGCUCAUACCAGACCAAAACGAUGGAGAAGAAGAAAUUCACACAAAGGGAUGCCUUCACUAUUCUUUUGCUAUAAAAUCCAAAUCGAAGAAUCCCACUGACGUUGGCAAUCUCAUGCGUUUCGGAGGAGCGGGUUCUGAAGCGAGCAUCCAUCUCCAUUUGGAUCAUUGAUGUCCAAGCCGAGGGUGUUCUCAUUCACAGGAAUGAAGGUGGCGCCUUUCUCAUGCACACCAACUGUUCCACAUGUGGUCCGUGUGAGUUGCAAUGGUUUUAUUAGUAGGAAUGUAUACUGGGAAUUAGUAUAGUUGGUUUAAGAUUAUGUUGCAAUCUCAUGAGAAGGAUUUUUUUUACAUAAUUUAUAGUUCUCAGCUAACAAGAAUUUAAUUUAGUUUGUAAAUUUGAUUCCCUUCUAAAUGAAUUUUUCCUAUGUAUGUAAUGAGCUAGGUAUGAGGAGUUAGGACUGUGUGAUACUCCCAUUAUAAAUUUUAUUUACCAGC
Rubroshorea leprosula is the source of this 639-nucleotide messenger RNA. The record is from the annotation of a GenBank genome assembly. Lineage: Eukaryota; Viridiplantae; Streptophyta; Magnoliopsida; Malvales; Dipterocarpaceae.